This is a messenger RNA of Aedes aegypti (yellow fever mosquito), 5150 nucleotides long. It is a transcript of the gene snu, whose product is annotated as ABC transporter G family member 23. The record is from RefSeq and is a predicted model, not a curated record. Gene Ontology annotation, molecular function: ATP hydrolysis activity; ABC-type transporter activity; ATP binding. The transcript has 11 exons. Gene Ontology annotation, biological process: transmembrane transport. Lineage: Eukaryota; Metazoa; Arthropoda; Insecta; Diptera; Culicidae. Bases 743 to 3187 code for a protein of 814 amino acids. Gene Ontology annotation, cellular component: membrane; ATP-binding cassette (ABC) transporter complex.
UUAAAGUGGAUCCAGUCUCCAAGCGUGACCCAUCGCGAACGGACAAACGACAAAUUGAGUGCGCCCAGUUAAGCUAGUUUGCAAACGGUAUUCGGCGAUUAAGUUCUGCAAGUUGUGCCUAGGCCAAUCAUUGUUGUGUCUAGCAAGGCAGUUUUUUCCAAGCAGAAACCACCAACAAAGCUCAGCGUUUUAAGCUGCUACCAAAACAGAUCGAGGUUGAUGUGCCAAAUAUGUGCCAGUAGUACUACUUACAUUGGUUGCAGUAGGAAUACAGCGAGAGAGCUAUUAUUGCUUCUUUCUCUUUGAUUCACGGGUUCCUUCCUGAAAUCGAAAUCUUUUGAUUGAGUGAACCUACUACGCAAGACUUGAUAAGUUCAGUUCAACGCGCUGGUGGUCAUCGAGUCACGCGUAGUCAACUAUACGGAAGGUGACGGUCAGCGUAGUCUGCAAAACAAACAGCAAAAGUGAAUUCAAGAAGCGAACUCAAUCGCUUUCCCUUGUUGGCGGGCCUAACCUUUUCUCCAUUUCACUCACGGUGCUACGGUGUCCAAUAGUGUACCCAAGUCUAGUGUGCUAAAAUAGAAAGAGGAAAAAGAUUAGUGUGGAAAAUACCAAGUUUCAAUUGUUGGCACGCGUUGCUGCAUUCGUUUGCAAGUGAUUGUGGUGUGGUGGUAAAAACGAAGACACAACCCAAAGGGAACGCGUCAAAAAAGUUUGAAUUUCAUUCAAUCGGUUGUAAACAAUGAUGGCCCCAGUAGGUGGAAAUACCGGUGACCCUAGGGAGGGUGCAAUAGCGGUCAUUUCCACUGGCGCUGUUGCAGCAGUGGGACCUCAGCAACCGGUAUCCGUUCCGGUAGAGGUGGACAAACGUCGAAUCAAUCGAAUGUUUAGCUGGACUGCAGAUUCACCCGUUGUCACAGGGAGUGAGACGAGUGUAGCGACGAUUGACGAUGGAGGGACGAUGUGGGCCAGGCAACAGCAUGCCGUAUCCGUGCGGCAUGCAUUCAAACAGUACGGGACGAAGAAGAAACCAAAUCAAGUUCUAUCAAACCUAAACAUGACAGUAGCCAAAGGAACAAUAUAUGGACUUUUAGGAGCAUCCGGUUGCGGCAAAACGACACUCUUAUCAUGUAUAGUCGGACGAAAACGACUCAACUCAGGGGAAAUAUGGGUGCUCGGCGGCAAGCCAGGAACGAAAGGGUCUGGAGUACCAGGAAAACGAGUAGGAUACAUGCCACAGGAGAUAGCGUUAUACGGCGAAUUCUCCAUCCGGGAAACGAUGAUGUACUUCGGAUGGAUCUUCGGCAUGCAGACGUCAGAAAUCAAAGAGCGAUUACAGUUUCUGCUCAACUUCCUGGACCUGCCGUCCGAAUCACGACUGGUGAAGAAUUUGAGUGGUGGCCAGCAGCGACGAGUUUCGUUUGCCGUAGCUCUGAUGCACGACCCGGAGCUGCUGAUUCUGGACGAGCCAACCGUCGGCGUCGAUCCAUUACUUAGGCAAAGUAUAUGGAAUCAUCUAGUUCACAUUACCAAGGCCGGUCAGAAGACAGUUAUCAUCACAACACAUUACAUCGAAGAAGCGCGACAAGCGCAUACGAUUGGUCUGAUGCGAUCUGGACGACUGUUAGCAGAAGAAUCACCCGCCUGCCUACUUUCGAUGUACCGGUGCAGCAGUCUGGAAGACGUGUUUCUGAAGUUGUCUCGCAAGCAAGGACAACAGAAUGCCGCCCCUGCUGAACUAAAUAUAAGCAAUAACAUCUCGCUGUCCGCGCUAGCGUUCGGCAAGGCCAAGGAUAAUCCAGUCUACGUGAGUCAGGAGAGCGGUGUCGUGGGGUUAAACUUCCAUCAAAGCAAAGAAGUACUCAUUACGGAUAGCAAUGGAUCGGCGUAUGGCAUCAACGGAAUUAACGGAGCAGCACCGGGAGCAAUCAGUCAAGCGGUGGAAUGUGACGAUUGCGGGGAAUGUUCAGAUUGCUUUAACCUUACAACUAAGGGCAAGAUGCGAGCGCUGUUGACGAAAAACUUCCUCAAGGUGUGGCGAAACGUCGGUAUAAUGCUGUUCAUCUUUGCGCUACCAGUGAUGCAAGUUAUUUUAUUCUGUCUGGCAAUUGGACGAGAUCCGACAAACCUUCGAAUGGCUAUCGUUAACCAGGAAAUGAACACCACCAAUGGAGAUUGUAUUUUCGAUGCCGGUUGCAGCUUUACCAACCUUUCUUGCCGAUACAUGAGUCAUCUCAACACGACGAUAGUUAAAAACUAUUACCCGGAUCUGGACUCAGCUCUAGGGGCGGUACGGGAUGGUCAUGCUUGGGGCGCACUCUACUUCACGGAUAACUUCACCGAUGCAUUAGUAGCAAGAAUUGCGUUGGGUCGUGACGCUGACGAUGAGACACUGGAUCAAUCGGAAAUCCGAGUUUGGCUUGAUAUGUCCAACCAACAGAUUGGAAUCAUGUUGAAUCGAGAUUUGCAAGUUGCCUACCGGGAGUUUGCACAGGAAUUAUUGCGCGUCUGUGACAACAAUCCAAAACUAGGAGAUGUCCCAAUUCAGUUCAAGGACCCCAUUUACGGGACCAAUGAUCCGUCCUUCACAGAUUUCGUGGCACCGGGUGUUAUCUUGACGAUUGUAUUCUUCUUGGCCGUGGCCUUAACAUCAUCUGCGCUGAUUAUUGAGAGGACUGAAGGAUUGUUGGAUCGCUCGUGGGUAGCAGGAGUCACACCAUUCGAAGUCUUGUUCUCGCAUGUCGUAACACAGUUUAUUGUCAUGUGCGGGCAAACAGCUCUUGUAUUGAUAUUUAUGAUUGCUGUCUUUGGAGUUACAAACAACGGAGAAAUCGUGUGGAUCGUUAUGCUCACUAUUCUACAAGGCCUGUGUGGUAUGUGCUUCGGAUUCGUGAUUUCUGCCAUCUGCGAACUGGAGAGAAACGCCAUUCAGUUGGCGUUAGGAUCUUUCUAUCCCACGUUGCUGCUGUCUGGAGUCAUUUGGCCAAUCGAAGGCAUGCCAUUGGUGCUACGAUAUGUAUCUCUGUGUCUGCCAUUAACACUAGCAACAUCAUCGCUGCGAUCUAUCCUGACCCGUGGCUGGAGCAUAUUGGACGAAGAUGUAUAUCUAGGAUUCGCGUCCACAAUUGCUUGGAUUGUGAUCUUCUUGGUGAUAACACUGGUCGUACUUAAGUUUAAACGAGGCUAGGGUUUAUUUGUUAAGGCUGUAUGCUUAAAGAUCAAUAAUUUGUAUGAGAGCGCAUGCACACAUGUACACAUAUACCAAAUUUAUGUACAUUAAUUCUAAUGUAAUGCAUCGAUUAGCGAUACAUUACAUUCAUUCUGCAUGUCGUACCGGGCCGAACUUAACAUCACUUUUGGAAUCUAGUCCACUUGUCAUGCAGAUAUUUGAUGAGGAAGAGCUUUUGUGAAUAAAAUCAAGUCAUCGGCUCGGAUUGUAUAUAAAACCACAAUUGACUGUUCAUUAUUUCCACAAGUAAAAAAUAUUUACAUCUUUGAUACCAAUAGUAAGGAACAAAAUAGCUAACGGUGUUUCUGGUUGAAACUGUGAAUAUAUAAGUGUCUUUGAAUUAUUUGAACCAUACUUCACAAUAUGGAGUGUGUGGUGUGUUUAAUCUUCAGUGCAUAAGUGAAAAUUCAAAAAUCCUUCGUACUUUGAAAAAUCAUUUGUUAUAUUUAAGGAGAGGGUAUUUUAUUUUAUUGAAACACCCUUAUACCGGAAUAGAACAUUUUUUUAUGCAUGGUAAACCAGAAAUACUACCGUAGUAUUAUUUAUCAUACUUCAUCGAAUGCUCUUCAAAAUAGACAGUAUGUUACCGGAAAUGUCUUUUAACUUUAUUAUACGAUACCAUCAAUUCUCUCUGUAUAUACAAGAUAACCUUUACAUAAUGAUUGAAUUCUUUCAUCUUAGUUAUUAUAAGAUAACAUUGAAUUUGCUCAACUUUUGUUUUAGUUUUAACUGUUACAAAACUGAAUAUUUCACACAAUUUUAUCGACAGAAACUUGCGUAUAGCAAAUAAAUGCAGCUGGGUUACCAUGAUGAUUCCAAAGUAACAUUAUUCGCCAAAUUACCCUGAUAAAGGUUUUCGAUUUGUUUUAAUUUCAGUUAACCAUAUUUCGGCAAAACUUGCCAUUGCUCAAUAUGUCAUCAAACAUCGUUUGAACGUACUAGCAAUAUGUAUGUUUUAGAAAAUUUUGAUUAAACUAUGUUAUUUUUAUAGAAACCUGGAAAACUCAUGAAGCUAUUUUAUACGCUAAACAUGAUUUUAUCGUUUCUGUUGUUUUUUUUUUUUUAAUUUUCUUAUCAAAUUGUUUCCAAUCCACAGUCAUGAUAGUGACUUUAGGUAAAACUAGACACUUCUGGGGCUAGUUUGGGUGAUUCUCGUCGUUUUCAUAAGGUUGAUGACUUUAGACAGAUUGAAUCCCAACUUCAAUAUUGUACCGAAACAUUACGUAAAUGCACAGGGCUUUUGAGUUAUAUGUGGAACAUUUAAAAAGAAACGAGAAAACUCUACUAUCACUUAGCGUGGGAGGUCUGUAUUACAUUAUAGGGUUGUUCAAUGAGAGCUUAAAACAGAAUAUUCGACAUCUCUAUUCCCAUAUGCAGAAGCAAGAGAUCAGUUUGUAAAAAACAUCGUCGCUUAGUUAAUUUGUUUUAUCUUUUAUGUGUGACCUCUAGGAAAAGCAAUACGAAAUUAAAACAAUAUUUUUAUUUUCAAAAAUACCUUAUAAAAAUCCAAGCACGUAUCAAUUUUUGGUACACUUGCAAAACUAGCGACAAAAAGUUAUCAAUUUUCCAAAAUUAUGUCGACCGAUACAAAUUUUUUUUCGACUUUCUGUCACUCUGACUGGUCGUGGGUAGGGGGCAAUAAAAAUAAAUAAUGAUUGUGAAAAAUUGUAUGCAACUGAUACUGGCCACCAUCAGCAUUUGGUGACUACAAAACGGUGCAAAAUUUGUGCAAUACCUGAAGAAGGAAAGAGUAGCCUCAAAGUCGAAAUCAAAUCUGUAUCAGUUUUAUUGUUUUAAUUUGUUGAUAAAUUUAUCAUGUGGAAACAUUAAAAUGAUUAACAUUUUAUGCAAAUCUGAAAGAAUUAAUGUGUCUUUUAUUUUUAAAAUGAGCAUGCGAUUCAAUUUUAUUACUCAACUUGAU